AUUAGAAACUUGUUUAUUUUUUAAAGUUUCCUUAGCUUUUUGUUCACUUAAACCAAUAGAUUCAAAUAAUUGUAUAUCAUCUUUUACAUCCAUGAUCAUAUAUUUUUUUCUUUUUUUUAAUAUGUAAUUAGACAAUUUGUUUUAGCCGGGAAGUUAAUAAAAAGUUAAAAACGACGAAAGAUGUAUAAAAAUAAUGAUGAUGAUGAUGAUUUACAAUUAUGCCCUACAACACUUGCUGCUUUAAAUGAGUUUCUUAAAGAAAAACAAGAAAGAGAAAACCAGUUAAAAUGUAGUUUAGAAAAUAAAGAUUUAGAAAUUUCUUUUGAUGAAAAUUGGCAAUUAAGUCAAUUUUGGUAUGAUGAUAAGACAAUAAAUACUCUUGUAAAAGGUGCUGUACAAAGUACAGAAUCUGAUGGAAAAAUUGCUUUAAUCUCAUGUCCUACACUUUAUAAUAAAUUAAAAAAGAAUUGUGAUGAACGACAAAUUACUCUUUUUGAAUAUGAUGAACGUUUUAAAAUAUAUGGAGUUGACUUUGUACCAUAUAACUAUAAGUUUCCUUUGAAUAUACCUCAGCAUAUGUCAAAUUUUUAUGAUUUGGUUAUAGCCGAUCCACCAUUUCUUUCUGAUGAAUGUUUAACAAAAACUGCUCUUACAAUAAAAUUUUUAGCUAAAAAGAAUUAUGUACUUUGUACAGGUUCUAUUAUGAGUGAAUUAGCAAAAAGAUUAUUAAAUGUAGAAGUUUGUUGUUUUGUACCUCAUCAUCAAAAUAAUCUUGCAAAUGAAUUUUACUGUUAUUCAAAUUUUGAUUUUGAUAAAAUGUUACAAUAAAAAAUAAUAAAAAUAUUAUAUAUAAAA
Molecule: messenger RNA, 855 nt
Organism: Apis laboriosa (Himalayan honeybee)
Lineage: Eukaryota; Metazoa; Arthropoda; Insecta; Hymenoptera; Apidae
Product: EEF1A lysine methyltransferase 1
Exons: 5
Coding region: 181-828 (215 amino acids)
Biological process (GO): methylation
Molecular function (GO): nucleic acid binding; protein-lysine N-methyltransferase activity
Source: RefSeq, a predicted model, not a curated record